This is a messenger RNA of Lepidothrix coronata (blue-crowned manakin), 6188 nucleotides long. It is a transcript of the gene CORIN, whose product is annotated as corin, serine peptidase. Gene Ontology annotation, biological process: acrosome reaction; regulation of blood pressure; peptide hormone processing. NCBI's taxonomy places the organism in Eukaryota, Metazoa, Chordata, Aves, Passeriformes, Pipridae. The coding region runs from base 200 to 3592 and encodes 1130 amino acids. The record is from RefSeq and is a predicted model, not a curated record. Gene Ontology annotation, molecular function: serine-type endopeptidase activity; protein binding. Gene Ontology annotation, cellular component: membrane. The transcript has 22 exons.
GCUCUUUCUCGCGGAGGUUUAUUAUUAUUGGGUGGAGGAGGAGGGAGGGAGAGUCGGCCGAGAAGACAAAAUGCGGGGACUUCCCCCGCCCGGCAAGCGUGUCUGUGCGGGAGGCGGGAGGAGGCGGCUCCUCGGAGACCGAGAUAGAGAAGGGUGAGGGGGACAACCAAAGUGGAGAGGAAUCAGUACCAGCCAGAGCAUGCUCUCCACGCAACAGUUCCCUGCCCUGCCUGCGGAGGAGGAGCGCUACCGGCAGGUCCUCUCCGCCAGCCGGGUCUUAGGAACAGAUGAGGAUAAUAUGGGGGAUGGUUGCUCUCAGAAACUGGCUUCGGCCAGGUUCCUUCGACUUUUGCUCCUAAUACUGAUUCCUUGCAUCUGUGCCCUUAUCCUUUUGCUGGUGAUUCUGCUUACCUUUGUAGGGGUGUUAGAAAAAACAUGCUUUUAUUCAAAUGGAACUGAGGUCAUCACAGUUAAUGGUGACUUCGAAACAUAUGAUGAUCUUUUGCCAAACAUGAUUGAAAACAGUUCCAAGACUGAUCUCACAAUGGAUCUCAGCACACAGCCUUCUUCCUGGACCACCACACUUUUAUCCCACAUUGACCAAAUGAACAAGAACUCAAACAUGUUUAGAGAGUCUUUCCAGAAAAAUUCAUUUGGUCUCCCAACUCAAGCCACAGUGCUCAGUCAUCAGCCUACAAAUGAUGCUGCUUUGUCAGAGGGCUCUGAAGACAACACCCAGCUGUUUGCCACUGCAGAAGAGGUGACUAUGUGGUCUACAGAUGCAUCCUUUAACAACAUAGAGAGGAUGACCACUCCACCAGUAUUAAGUCCUACCCGUCCAUCUGCAUCACAAAAAAUGUAUCAGAAAAAAAGUGCCUGCAUAAAUAUCACCAACAGCCAGUGCCAGAUGCUGCCAUAUAACUACACCACUGUAACUUCAAUUCUUUCCAUUGUCAAAAGUAUUGAAAUGGAAAAGUUCCUGAAGUUCUUCAGUUAUCUCAGUCGACUCAGCUGCUAUCAACACAUUAUGCUGUUUGGCUGUAGUCUUGCUCUUCCUGAAUGCAUCAGUGACGGUGAUGACAGUCGAGGCCUCUUGCCCUGCAGGACAUUUUGCGAGGCAGCAAAAGAAGGCUGUGAACCAGUCCUGGGUAUGGUAAAUGCUUCUUGGCCAGAUUUCCUGAAGUGCUCUCAAUUCCAAAACAAAACUGAAAAUGACACCACUACAAGGGUAUGCUUCUCACCACACCAAGAAAAAGGAGAGCACUCACUGUGUGGAGGAGAGGAGAGUUUCUUGUGUGCCAGUGGGAUCUGCAUCCCAGGGAAACUGCAGUGUAACGGCUACAACGACUGUGAUGAUUGGAGUGAUGAGGUCCACUGCAACUGUAGUACUGAUGUAUUUCGUUGCAACACGGGAAAAUGCCUAAAUUAUACUUUUGUUUGUGAUGGAUAUGAUGACUGCGGAGACCUUAGCGAUGAACAAAACUGUGAUUGUAAUCCGGUAACACAUCAUCAGUGUGGAGAUGGAAGAUGUAUAACAGCUGAUUGGGUAUGUGAUGGUGACCAUGACUGUAUAGACAAAUCAGAUGAGAUAAAUUGCUCAUGUGACAGCCAGGGUCUCGUGGAGUGCAGAAAUGGGCAGUGCAUUCCUAGUGCAUUCCAGUGUGAUGGAGAUAAUGAUUGUAAAGAUGGAAGUGAUGAAGAAAACUGCAAUGAAAAUCAAACCCUCUGUCAGGAGGGAGACCAGAGGUGUUCUUCCUGUCCUGAUCCCUGUGGAGCUUCUUUCUGUGAGAUGAGAAACAACCAGGCGAACUGCAGUCAGUGUGAACCAAUUACUCUGGAACUUUGUAUGAACUUGCCCUACAACUAUACUUACUACCCAAACUACCUGGGCCACAGGACGCAGAAGGAAGCCUCUAUCAGCUGGGAGUCUUCUCUUUUCCCAGCCUUGGUUCAGACCAACUGCUACAAGUACCUGAUGUUUUUUGCCUGCACAAUCUUAGUACCAAAAUGUGACCCUCACACAAAUCAGCGGAUCCCACCUUGCAGGACAUUAUGUGUACAGUCUAAGGAACGCUGCGAGGCUGUUCUUGGGAUUGUAGGUCUGCAGUGGCCAGAGGAUACAGACUGCACUCAGUUUCCAGAUGAGAACUCAGACAAUCAAACUUGUCUAACACCGGAUGAAGAUGUAGAAGAAUGCUCACCCAGUCACUUCAAGUGCCGUUCUGGGAGAUGUGUCCUGGCAUCCAGAAGAUGUGAUGGUCAAGCUGACUGUGAGGAUGAUAGCGACGAGGACAGCUGUGGUUGUAGAGAAAGGGGCCUGUGGGAGUGUCCUUUGAAGAAGCUGUGCAUCAAACACACUAUGAUCUGUGAUGGUUUCCCAGACUGCCCUGACAUGAUGGAUGAAAAGAACUGCUCAUUUUGUGAAGAGAGUGAACUUGAAUGUGCCAACCAUGAAUGUGUGCCACGUGAGCUCUGGUGUGAUGGGCAGGCAGACUGCAGUGACAGCUCAGAUGAAUGGGACUGUGUUACCCUGUCUAAAAACAUGAAUUCCUUGAUGUUCCUGACUAUUCACAGAUCAGCUACUGAUAACCAUGUUUGUGCUGAUGAGUGGCAAGAAAACUUAAGCCAACUGGCCUGCAAUCAGAUGGGUUUAGGAGGACCAUCCAAAACAGAAAUUGUAGUAGAGAAUGAGGAAAUGCAACACCAAAAAUGGCUGAAUCUGCACUCAGACUGGAAGAAUAAAAAUGCAUCCACUUUACACGCUCUUCUAGUGAAUGGACAGAUGUGUCAAAGCAGAAGCAAAGUGGCUCUCUUUUGCACUAAAGAAGACUGUGGCCGCCGCCCCGCUGCUCGCAUGAACAAGAGGAUCCUCGGGGGCAGGACCAGCCGCCCAGGCCGGUGGCCAUGGCAGUGCUCCCUGCAGAGUGAGCCCAGUGGACACAUAUGUGGCUGUGUUCUGAUUGCAAAGAGAUGGGUCCUGACAGUAGCACACUGCUUUGAAGGGAGAGAAAAUGCAGCUGUUUGGAAAGUAGUGUUUGGAAUUAGCAAUCUUGAUCAUCCAUCGGGCUUCAUGCAGACCCGACUAGUGAAGACCAUCAUCCUCCAUCCACGGUACAACAGAGCAGUCGUAGACUACGAUAUCAGCAUCGUGGAGCUUGACAAGGAUAUCAAUGAGACAAGCUAUGUAAGACCUGUCUGUUUGCCCAGCAAGGACCAGUUGGUUCAGCCAGACACCUACUGCUACAUCACAGGCUGGGGACACAUGGGCAACAAAAUGCCUUUCAAGCUUCAAGAAGGAGAGGUUCGCAUCAUUUCCUUAGAACAAUGCCAGUCAUACUUUGACAUGAAAAUCAUCACCAGCAGGAUGCUGUGUGCUGGCUAUGAAUCUGGCACUGUGGACUCUUGCAUGGGUGACAGUGGAGGACCACUUGUGUGCGAGCAACCUGCAGGGCGCUGGACUUUGUUUGGUUUAACAUCCUGGGGCUCUGUCUGCUUUUCCAAGGUUUUGGGACCUGGAGUUUACAGUAACGUGUCACAUUUUAUUGAGUGGAUUGAAAGACAAAUAUACAUCCACACCUUUCUGCUAAAUUAACUCCAGAUGGUAAGAAUUGUGCUGACAGACAAAAGAAAAAAGGAGUCAGCACUUCAACACUAAAGGUUUUGCAGUCCAGAAACUCUAUAAAGUAGUUUCAAGCUCUAUCUGUUCUUGUUGUGGAGCUAUAGAACGAGCAGUUUAUGUUAAUGAUGAACCCUCUGAUGAUGAAUAUACUUUGGGGUAGAAUUAAUAAUCCUUUGGACUUUUCUUUUAACUGUGUUGUGGUGCUAUUCCAAACACAGCAAAAGGCUUAAAAGGAAAGAAUCAGCCACUUUCUGCCUUUCAGCUAUUAAAACUAAGUAGCAGUACAGGCUAGGAAAACCUUUUUAAAUAACCUAUUUUAAUACUAUUCAAUUAGUAGCACAUACAUUUUCACUCACUUCUUGUCAUGAGGAAGGAACUCUGUGCAUUCAGAUGGCACUGCAGGACAUAUAUUCACAAGGACAACACAAAGACAUGGUCGCACCAUACGUUGGAGGGUGUGGAAGAGAUUGAUGGGUUUGUACACCCAUGUGGCACAGGACACAUCAAAGCUCAUAUGCAGGUCUGCAAAGGUGUGUAGCCACAUGCUCCCAGUGUGCCUGUCUGGCACACUGCAUUCUGUCCCUCAGAGUGGCAAACUUGCAUGGGCAUAACCCUGUACUGUCCUGACUUCACAGCUUCUGUUCCCAGAGCCAGCUUGGGCAUCUCGGAGGAGUGAUGGAGGAACCAGUAGGCCAAAAGACCCGUAACUACCACUUGAGGCACCCAAGACCAAAACUUUAUUGUUCGUCACACUCUUUAGACAGAUUCUACCACUUUAUUUUCUGCAGCUUCCAGUAUCCUAACAUGUCCAGGAAACAUCCAUGUCUUGGCAGCAGUACAGUGAUCAGUGCAUUUAUCAAACCUGUGCCCCACUGGCUUUUCUCUUCAUGUGUGUUCAGCACACAAAGCGUGCAGGGACCUUCUCCAGCCCUCUAAAAACAUGAGAAGGUUGCCUAUGCCACUGCAAUGGUUUCCCCUUCUAAAGUCAGCUAGUUUGGACAUGUGGUGAGAGAUGGAAUAUGCAGAUUUAAAAUGGAAAAGAUAUAGUAUGGGCACUGUCCAUAAUGCUGGGAACCGAGUAUUUUUUGAUAGGUCUCUUCUAGUGCCUUGCAUUUAAAGUUUAAUUUUGACUAACAAGAGUAAAAAUUUGGGAAAAGGUAAAAAGCAGAAAGAAACUUGAAUAACAGGCAGCUUGAGAUUCCAGCUUCUGUUCAAAUGAGUAUUAGAAAUACGUGAAGCUAAGUACAACAGCUUUACCAGCAAAGGCUCAAAGAGCCUAGCUCUUGUGCUUGGUAGCCAGACAUGGAGUGCUCUGUGCAGUAGUAAGAGAAUAAGCCUUGACUCCAGGAGUCUGGUUGAAAAAGAUUAUAAUGGAGCUUGGCACCUCUUCAUGGUGCAAGAGGGACAGUGUGUCUUAUCAAAUUCUGUAGGUGAUGUGCAGCACAGCUCUCAGCUUUUGGGAGGCCAGAGAAGGAAGGAGAAGUCAGGAACCGAGGAUUACAGGAUGAAUUCCACUGGGGAAUAAUGUGUUUAAAAACUGUUUUCAGUGCUGUGCCUAGUCCCCCACAAAUCCAGCCUAAGGCACAUAAUUACCCUUUCUGCUACCUCUGGCAUGCCCCCAUAACAACAUGGCAGGGCCUUGUCAAUACCAUGGCUGCCAUAUGUGGAAACGUGCAUUGAAAGAAGUAACACAUGGACAUUUCAGGUACUAAUAAUCAUGUUGCAACUUAUCUACAUAGAUCUAUGCUUUAGUGCAGGUUUACCUCUUAUCUCCAUAUCUUCUUUAGCAUGACUAACAUUAGAACAUUAGUCAUAUUAGGCAGCGCUGUAGACAUCAAUAUCAAUACAUAUUCAAGAUUUAUGUUAUGGAUUCUGAAACUAAUUGAUUUUUGAAUCACUCAGAAAGAAAACCCUCUGAAGCUUUGCUACCUUUUGGUUUAGUUGUUUGGUUUUUUUUUUAUUUUUGGUAUCUUAAGGAUUUUUGGUUUUACUGUAACACUUUAAUAUUCUUCUUCCCCCAGCUAUAAAUGAGAGAAAGCAGCUGUGACCGUGUUUUUCCAGUGCAAGUAGAUUACAGCUGAAGCAGGUUACUGAUAUCUUUGCCUCAAGGAUAUCGAGGGUGGAGCUCUCAGUCCUCACUUCAGCUGUCCUCUGGGGCCAGGAUCUCUGCAGUUGUAGGGCAGCAAAGCUCAAAGUCCUGGAGCUGGUUACCAAGAGUUCCUUGAGAAGGCGGCCCCAGGGAUUGCCAGAGCCAGCCAGCCCUGCUGUCCCUCUGACAUGCCUGGUAACAGGUUUCAGCCAGGUCUGUUUUCCAAAGAGGUGCUGUUGCAGAAUGAGCAGCCCAGCCUGACUUCUCUCCACCCGAUGAAGUGGUUAUCAGCUUUGAAUAUUGUAAAGCACUGGAGUACAUAUAAUCAUUCAUGUAGGUAUUAGCAUUACUAAACGAUAACAUGUAAUUAUACAUUUUAAUUAACUGGGUUUGGCCUGCCACCAGUUUCCAAGCAGUCCCUCCCAGGAAAUGAGGGAGAGUCCUGCUUAAACAUAUGGUCUAGACCCAUCCCGUAUGGGA